Molecule: messenger RNA, 1240 nt
Organism: Rhodofomes roseus
Lineage: Eukaryota; Fungi; Basidiomycota; Agaricomycetes; Polyporales; Fomitopsidaceae
Exons: 7
Coding region: 107-1201 (364 amino acids)
Source: RefSeq, a predicted model, not a curated record
UAUCCAGUUCUCACUCCGUAUAAAACCCCGUGCUCAGGCGAUCCUCGACCUCCGGGCCACACUCCGAGUCACCCCGCAUCGUCUCACCGGCGUUGACAACCUCAAAAUGGCCUCCAACUUCUCGAGCGUCCCCAUCCUCGACUGGUCGCUAACAACCUCUCCCGAUCGCAAACCCGAAUUCCUCGCGCAACUCCGGCACGCCCUGAUAAACGUUGGCUUCCUCUACCUCUCCAACCCGCCCGUCGCGCGUGCGGACAUCGACGCGGUGGUCGACUACGCGCCGCGCCUGUUCGACCUGCCACAGGCGGCGAAGGACAAGCUCCUAAUGGCGAACUCGGAGCACUUCCUCGGGUAUUCGAAGCUCGGCGCGGAGAUCACGAAGGGGAGGACGGACCAGCGCGAGCAGUACGACUUCGCCACCCCGUACGAGGCGAGGUGGAAGCCCGGCGAGCCGGAGUACCUCCGGCUCUGGGGGCCUUCGCAGUGGCCAGACGAAGAACUGCUCCCGGGCUUCAAAGAGACUUUCCUGCGGUACCUCGCGCAAGUCGAGAAGCUGAGCUACGAGUUCAUCGGCCUGCUCGCGGAGGCUUUCGGGCUGCCCAAGGAGAUCAUGAAGGGCUUCUACGAGCCCGACGGGCCGACGCCGCACCGCGCGAAGGUCGUCAAGUACCCGCCGCUGGACGACCUCGAGUCCAACCAGGGCGUCGGGCCGCACUUUGACGGAGGUUUCUUGACUUUCCUCCUGCAAGCGUCCCCGCACCCAGGCUUGCAGGUGCAGAACUUGUCUGGCGCGUGGAUCGACGCACCGCCGAUCCCAGGGACCUUCGUCGUGAACAUCGGAAAGGCGCUCGAGACCGUCACCCAAGGCCUCGCACGCGCGACAUCCCACCGCGUACUCUCGCCGCCCAAGGGCUCAACUCCGCGCUACUCCAUCCCCUUCUUCCAAAACAUCGCCCAGCGCAUCACCGUCAAGGACAUCAAGCUGGAGUUCAGCCCUGAGAUCCUGCAGCUGAAAGAGCAGCGCGGCGAAGUCGGCGCGACAGAUUCGGUCAACUACACAGAGUACGGCCUAUUACCCACCGGACAAGUCAACCUGAUCGGGCGUGUCAAGAGCCACCCAGACGUCGCGGAGCGGCACUACCCAGACCUCUUCAAGCAGUUCUUCCCGCACGGGCUGCCGGCGCAGGGGAGCGCCUACUAGGCAUACGUACCGAGGCCAUUUCACAUCCCGGGUUUUGGC